Aspergillus novofumigatus IBT 16806 is the source of this 1612-nucleotide messenger RNA. RefSeq names its product putative acetamidase. The record is from RefSeq and is a predicted model, not a curated record. NCBI's taxonomy places the organism in Eukaryota, Fungi, Ascomycota, Eurotiomycetes, Eurotiales, Aspergillaceae. The transcript has 5 exons. Bases 212 to 1546 code for a protein of 444 amino acids.
GAGAUACAGCUCACCGUCUGGAUUGGACCGAAUAUCCUCGGUGCAGGAAACAAGGUUACACUCCUCGUAUAUCUUUCAUCGAUUAGGCCAAUCAUCAUGCAGCUACCCCAUUAUCAGCAAUCAAGGACAUCUAUAUACAGCAUUCCUGUCAACUUCCCAUAUCUGCAACACCUUGAUCCAUGACCUCUGACCACACAAACUGAUAAACACCAUGACGGUCCCAUCAACUCCACAUUGGAAAUCAGCGGUGCAGCAAAAACGCACCGCCCAACUCAACGCCAUCCCUCCCUCCUGGCGUCUCCCUUCCACAAUCCUCACGCCUCCCCUCCCCAACACCCUCGAGACCAUCCGAACAUGCGGCCUCCUUUCUGCGGAGGAACUUGAAUGGACCGAGACUAACGAUGUGUCGAAUCUCCUUUCCCUCCUAGCUUCGAGAGAGGUGAGUUCCGUGCAGUUGACCACGGCGUUCUGCAAGCGGGCGGCAAUCGCGCAGCAGAUGACCAAGUGUCUGACGGAGAUCUUUUUCGACCGGGCGUUGGCGCGAGCGAAGGAGCUGGAUGGUCAGUAUGAGAAGACCGGUAUCCUGACAGGGCCUCUGCAUGGACUGCCGGUCUCCAUCAAGGAUCGGUUUGAUGUGGAGGGGAUGGAUACUACGGUUGGAUGGGUUGGCUUGAUUGGCAAGCCAGCACAGAGGUCCAGUUCCAUCGCCAGAUUGCUAGAGUCCAUGGGCGCAGUGCUCUACGUCAAGACCAAUAUACCACAGUCUCUGAUGAUGUCUGACUCAUACAAUCACAUCUUCGGCCAAUCCCUCAACGCGUUCAACCACGAGCUCAUCUCCGGCGGCAGCUCUGGAGGCGAAGGUGCUCUGAUUGGUGUGCGAGGGAGUAUUCUAGGUAUCGGGACGGAUAUCGGGGGCUCGAUCCGCAUCCCGGCUGCCUUGCAGGGUCUCUACUCUAUCUGUCCGACAACGGGCCGUGUCCCGUGGGACUGUUCUUUUAUGCAUCAGCACUACCUCGUUCCCCCAGUCGCAGGGCCCAUGGCUCGAAGCAUCGCGACAAUCGAGUACUUUAUGCAGUCACUUCUCGAUUCGAACCCCUGGGACGUCGACCCAGGUUGCAUACCUAUUCCAUGGAGGAAGGAGUUAGCGGCCUUGCCUGACCGCAAGCUCAAGUUGGGAGUCGUCUUCGACGACGGGGUGGUCAAGCCACAGCCGCCUAUAACUCGUGCUCUACGCGAAGUCGUAACGAAGCUUGCAGCAGCUGGCCAUGAAGUCAUCGAAUGGAACACUUCCCUCCACAUCACAGGCACAAAUCUUUGGAAGAAAGCUAUCCUAGCAGACGGGGGCUCUCACUGCAAACAGCUCUGUGACAUUGUCGAUGAGCCGCUGAUCGAAGGGAUGCUAGUCGGGACUCCAGCCGAUGCACUUUCCCUUCUGGAACGGGAAAAGGUAGCUCAUAGGCCACUAGAUCAGGACCCCUCACAAGUCCACCAGCUGACGCUUUACAGCUCGAGGAAGAAAAGUGGCUCUUCCAAGAACGUUAUCUAAAGCAGUGGAAAGACAGCGGCAUCGAUGCGCUCCUCAUGCCCGUAACGCCCUGGGUGGGCUACCGGC